Molecule: messenger RNA, 810 nt
Organism: Arabidopsis arenosa
Lineage: Eukaryota; Viridiplantae; Streptophyta; Magnoliopsida; Brassicales; Brassicaceae
Source: the annotation of a GenBank genome assembly
AUUCUCUGAAUUAAUCCUCUUUUCAGAUUCUUGAAAGAUCCAAGUUUUGUUAGCAAUGAAGGGAAUGAAGGAAAGAUUGGUGAAGAAAAUCAAACUCAUCACCACUGUCAAGACGUUGAAGCAAGGCUUAGCUCUUCAUAAGAGUACCAUUGAUCGUACAAUCCAUCAUCUAAGAGACGAAAUAGUCGCUGAAUCUAGUCAAAUCAAAGGUUGUGUUACACCAACACUACUAGAGCUUGAAGAUGCAGAGGAACAGAAUCUUGAAGAAGAAAGAGGGAUUCUUUUGGAGUUUAAAGAGAAUUGCCCACCCGGAGGAGAAGAUUCGGUUGUAUUCUACACGACGGGCCUGCGAGGUGUGAGGAAAACAUUUGAAGCUUGCAGAAGAGUGAGAUUCUUGUUGGAGAAUCACCAGGUGAUGUACAGAGAGAGAGAUGUUUCGAUGGAUUCAGAGUUUAGAGAAGAGAUGUGGAGGUUGCUUGGUGGGAAAGUUACCUCUCCGAGGCUAUUCAUUAGAGGUAGGUACAUUGGUGGAGCAGAAGAAGUUGUGGCAUUGAACGAGAACGGGAAGCUGAAGAAGCUGCUAGAAGGAAUCUCGAAAGUUGAUUCGCCCUGCGAAUCUUGCGAGAACGAAAGGUUUUUGAUAUGUUCUAGCUGCAAUGGAAGCUCAAAAUUGCUUGUAGACCAUCACGAUGAGGAGAGUAGUAAUGAUAAUAUGUGGACGAGAUGCAGAGAAUGUAAUGAGAAUGGACUUGUGAAAUGUCCUCUUUGUACGUAGUUGCUGUUAUAAGCUAAUAAUAACUAUCUGAUUUU